AUGAAAAAGGUCAAAAAUGUUAUUUUACGCAGAGGACCAUUUGGGUCAAAGAAACAACAACUUCAAGCAGACACAGAGAAUUAUGGUGAUUGCAACGACUCGACAAGAUCUCAUAAAAUGCACUCUACAUCAAUAUAUCACCAUUCGAAAGGAAUAUCACACAAGAACUUCUUUCCCUCAAGCGACGAAGAUGAAGAAUACCCAUCACCACCUCCAUAUGAUGCAAGAUUUACACCAGCAAAUUAUAAUAAUGAAAAACGAAGUGACUCGUCUGAAACUCCCGUGACUCCAAUGACCCCAUUAACACCAUUAAUGAGUCCACCAUCAAAUAUCUUAACUACUCCCACCUCAGCAUUCACUGUAAACUACAAAAACAUCAAAUCACCGAGCCAAGAAAGAAUCGACAUGAAACCGAAACUGACAUUCUCGACUAAACACAAUGAAGUCGAUUUACAUUUCGUAUUUGACAGUCGCGCAUUCGUGCUCGAGAAUUGCAAAGAACGAGCAUUGUAUUACUUGUGCUCGAAAAUAAGAGAUGCGGUUGAACCAGCACUCAAUAUCAAGAUCAAUCCAUUGUUACUUGAAUUGAAUAUCCCACGGGUGAAUUUAAUUCAAGUCACUAUUACAAAUAAGUUGCUUAGUGAAGAGGGCGGUAUGUACGGUAUAAUUCAAAAAUAUGGAAUAUGCAAGGAAAAUCCACUCAAAGUUGAAAUACUGGGGAAUAUUAUGGAACGAACGUAUUCCCAUUCUUCCGAAGAAGAUUGGCCGCAUCAAAUGGAAUGUGAAGGACACAUAACAAUUACUCCACAACUACCAAAUUUCGUGAUUGACCUCUUCAAUUGUCUGUCAUACAAAUUCGAAGGAAACAAAAAAGAAAUGAUCUCGCAGCAUCAGGAUAGUACAAUAUCAGAAUUACCAGAAUGUAAUAAAGAGGAAGCAAUGAACGAAGUGGAAAGUGACCCCGAGUUGUUUACUAGUGUCUUGGAUAAACUUGCGCGUCGAUUGGGUGGGAAUAAUUUGGCGGUCUGUAAUAAGAAGGACGGGAUCAUAACUUCUUUUGGUGCGAAAUUCAAUGCGAUACUUGAUGAAUUACAUGAAUUCACCGGAACUCAGACACCCCAAAAUUGUUGUCCAUGGAUAUUACGCCAAUCAAACAAUAACACCACGAUAAUAGAAAAAGUCACGGGCACAACAUCAUCACCAGCAAUAAUGCAAUGGUUACAAUACACAAUAGACUUUGUCUGUUUACUAUGGGACGCCGAGCGUGGCUCACUGCUAAAUAACAGAGCCGUUAGUAUGCCUCCCGAACUGCCCGCGCUACAACUCGAAGGAUCUAUCAAGCGAAAUAUCAAAGUUCCAAAUGAGUUAUUAAAUGGUUCAUUUAUUGACUCGAUGCUCUUCAAACAACAGCAAGAUAGUGGAAUAACCACAAUAAGGCGUCGCGACGUGUCCCUACUGACAAAGUUUCGACCAGAGAUGAUAUUUCCACGAAUUUAUUCCACGCAGGAUUUGCUGCUACAAGACGCCGAUUUGGAUGAUAUAAGGUCUUCGGAAGAAACGACGCAGUUCAUUCCGCAAUUCAAAAGUAAUUUCGCGGUCGAGCUACAAUCACCAAAACUGCAUAUGGUUCGACUUGGAAAUCUUUAUAAACAUUGUGACGAGUGUUCACAUUACGAGGAUCAUAGCACGUCUACUGACAAUCUACGAUCACUGAUAAUGCAUCGAACAGCGUUUGGUGGACCCUAUGGUGCCGUAAUAAAGCGACAUGGAAUGACACCAGAUGAAGCUACGGAAAUAACGCUUAAUCCGAUACAUAACUGUAUACACAAGGAUGAUCCAUAUGUUCCGUUGGAGUCGUUUAAAGAUGACGGGUAUAUUGUGUUUGGAGUUGGUGGCCCUACUUCUCGUGAUGGAGGCAAAAUACCUUCGUUACGCGAUUUGUGUCGACGAUCUCUAAUUCUACAAGGCAAAAUUCAGGAACCGACGCUUUCGCGAAUAGACAAGAGCAAAGAACGACUAUGCAGUGGCUGUCAAAAAUGGUUCUUUAAUCCAGCCGAGACCAUAAUACUUUGGACUGCCGCCCAAGAUUACUAUUGCGGAAUGCUAGUAAUCGGCCAUUAUUGCGCUUACCAAUGUGUACCAUUAAAAGUGCGCGAGAAUAUAAAGAAAGGCGUGUGUCCUUGGGAAAGAUAA
Molecule: messenger RNA, 2193 nt
Organism: Ambispora gerdemannii
Lineage: Eukaryota; Fungi; Glomeromycota; Glomeromycetes; Archaeosporales; Ambisporaceae
Source: the annotation of a GenBank genome assembly